Molecule: messenger RNA, 957 nt
Organism: Clonostachys solani
Lineage: Eukaryota; Fungi; Ascomycota; Sordariomycetes; Hypocreales; Bionectriaceae
Source: the annotation of a GenBank genome assembly
AUGUCUAAUCAAAACAAUUUUGUUGUCCUCGGAGCAGGCGUCAUCGGCCUUUCGACGGCCCUGACUCUGAGAAGCAAAUUCCCAACAACGCCAAUAAGCGUUCUAGCAAAGCAUUUUCCUGGAGACUACAGUGUGGAAUAUUGUUCUCCAUGGGCGGGUGGAAAUUGGUGCUCCUCCGCGAAUGACAACGGCCUACUCGAGUCAUUCGACCGCCUGACCUUUGAACGGUUCAAGGAGAUUGCAAGCAAGCAUCCCGAGGCAGGCAUCCAGCCCUCCCCACUGCGGAUGAUUUUCGACCAGAAAAUAGAAGAAUCCGAGAUACUUAGUCAGGGUACUGGGCGUGUGUGGUUGUUAGGAAAAUGCCAGGCAGAAAAAAUCGCAACCAUUCAGGCAGCUGUCGAUUCUGUUGAUGACGCGUUCAUUUCUUCUUCCACUACAGCAGUCUUCAACUGCACGGGGCUGUCUUCGUAUAGUUUAGGUGGUGUAAACGACAAGUCACUGUAUCCAACACGAGGUCAAACGGUUCUUGUUGAGCAACCCAUUCAGCCACUUCAACGGAUGUAUUUUCGGUCUCCACGAAGGGUGGACAAUGACACUACAUAUGUUUUCCAGCGGCCUCUCGCUGGCGGUAUUGUCCUUGGAGGCUGCAGGGAAGAUGGAAAUUGGAAUGGAGAAGUGGAUAUGGAUUUUGCUCAAGAUAUCAUGAGAAAAUGCUGUGCUCUGGCCCCCGAGCUGGGAAAACCCGAGGACCUUAAAAUUAUCAAACACGGUGUCGGAUUGCGGCCUGGAAGAAAGGGAGGUCCUCGAAUUGAAGCUGAGGCAAGGUCGAAAGGUCUCGUCAUACACAACUAUGGCGCAGCCGGAGCUGGGUAUCAAGCAUCAUGGGGCAUGGCUAAUGCGGUUUCGUUGCUUACUGAAGCAUUGGAGGGAAGGAAACGGGCAUCAUCAAAAUUAUGA